Molecule: messenger RNA, 519 nt
Organism: Paramecium tetraurelia
Lineage: Eukaryota; Ciliophora; Oligohymenophorea; Peniculida; Parameciidae
Exons: 2
Source: RefSeq, a predicted model, not a curated record
AUGAAGAAAAUUAGUUAAUAGAUGUUAUCAUUAAUGAACAAAAAUAUCUAACUAGAUUAACCAUAUCCAAAUGACUUAAAAAAAAAUAAAAGCAAACCUAAGACUGCAAACACAGAGAGAACUCAAUCCAAAACCUAGAAAAAUGAUUUACUUGAGUAUUUCAAGAAAGACAGGAACACUUUAACUUAACUAGUAAAUUCCUCUAAGACCAAUUUAUAGGGAAGCAAAAGCAUUGAUAAUUUAUAGCAAAAAUGUUAAAAGAGUGAACCUUUAAAAAAUGGCUAAUUUAAUGCUGACACACGUAUUUAGACUGACGAAGGAAAUAGUACUAAAAGAUAGAUUUUAAAAUAAAAAAACUUAUCAUUAGCUACCAUUUCAUUAGAUGCACAAAGUAUUGAUAAAAUGUUGAAAAAUUAAUUGUCAAAGUAACCGCAGACAACAAAGUAAUCUUACAACCAAUCUCCUUAAAAAUUAAAUUAAAUCGCCUACUAAGACAUAAAAAGAUCAAUUGCUAUUUGA